CCAAAACAAAUAAGAACAUAUCCAAACCACCCGUGUAGGGUGAGCCAUCGUAGAAGAGCGCCUCGCUCCUUCAACUGCGUUGAAGAGCAAUCUGACUUCCUCAAUAUCUCUGCAGCCCAAGGAAUUCCACAAGAGCACCUCCCUCCUUCAAUUUCCUUUGUCAUCUCUCUCUGAUCAAAGGUUGAGUGAUGGAAACAGGGGGCAAUUCCCUGCCAUCUGGACCAGAUGGAGUGAAGAGAAAAGUGUUCUAUUUUUAUGACCCGGAGGUUGGCAAUUACUAUUAUGGGCAAGGUCACCCAAUGAAGCCACACAGGAUUCGUAUGACACAUGCUCUUCUAGCUCACUAUGGUUUACUACAACAUAUGCAUGUUGUAAAGCCUGUUCUUGCUAGAGAUAGGGAUCUUUGUAGGUUUCAUGCUGAUGAUUAUGUUGCAUUUCUGAGGAGCAUCACCCCAGAAACCCAGCAGGAUCAACUCAGGCAGCUGAAGAGGUUCAAUGUUGGUGAAGACUGCCCUGUGUUUGAUGGUUUGUAUUCUUUCUGUCAGACUUAUGCUGGGGGUUCAGUUGGUGGUGCCGUGAAGUUGAACCAUGGAUCUUGUGAUAUUGCAAUAAAUUGGGCUGGUGGUCUACAUCAUGCAAAGAAAUGUGAGGCUUCUGGUUUCUGCUAUGUGAAUGAUAUUGUCUUAGCAAUUUUGGAACUUCUUAAAGUGCAUGAGCGUGUUUUAUAUGUUGAUAUCGAUAUUCAUCACGGUGAUGGUGUAGAGGAGGCUUUUUAUACUACAGACAGGGUUAUGACUGUUUCCUUUCAUAAAUUCGGAGAUUAUUUCCCUGGUACGGGUGAUGUACGUGAUAUUGGAUAUGGAAAGGGGAAAUAUUACUCUCUCAAUGUCCCACUAGAUGAUGGUAUUGAUGAUGAGAGCUACCAGUCCUUGUUUAAGCCAAUAAUGGGCAAAGUGAUGGAAGUUUUCAAGCCUGGUGCUGUGGUCUUACAAUGUGGUGCAGACUCGUUGUCUGGGGAUAGAUUAGGCUGUUUUAAUCUCUCAAUAAAAGGUCAUGCAGAGUGUGUAAGAUACAUGAGAUCAUUUAAUGUGCCUCUACUGUUGCUGGGUGGAGGUGGUUAUACCAUACGUAACGUUGCUCGCUGCUGGUGCUAUGAGACUGGAGUUGCACUUGGGGCUGACCUUGAUGAUAAGAUGCCACAACAUGAGUACUAUGAAUAUUUUGGUCCGGAUUAUACUCUUCAUGUUGCUCCAAGUAACAUGGAAAACAAGAAUUCACGUCAGCUACUGGAUGAUAUAAGAGUAAAGCUUCUUGAUAAUUUGUCAAAACUUCAGCAUGCACCAAGUGUGCAGUUUCAGGAACGGCCUCCUGAUAUUGAGCUCCCAGAGGCUGAUGAGGAUCAAGAGGAUGAGGAUGAAAGGUGGGAUCGUGAUACUGAUAUGGAUGUUGAUGAUGACCGCAAGCAUUUGCCAGGCAGAGUGAAGAGGGAAUAUCUCGAGCCUAAAGACACGGAGGAUCUGAAAGUGGAGUGCGCAAGAGAAAUGGAUAUGCCAUUUAUGGAAACUGCAUGCUCAAAUGCUUCACAUCCAGGAGCAAUGUCGUCCGUAGAUGAAUCAUCGCAGAAAAAGCUGGAACAAGAAAACAUAAACAAGCCAUCUGAUCCGCCUUAUGAGAUGAAUUCAUAGAGUAAAGGUUGCAUAGCCAACACUGACACAAUCUGUAUGGGGUUGUAAAUGGUAUGUUUUAAUUUUAUUUAUUGGCUGUAAUGAUGACAUGGACAUUUCUGUUCGGUGUUACAAAAAAAUUUGUGGAUUAUUGAUUGACUAAAGGCAAAGAUCAUCUGAUAGCA
This is a messenger RNA of Camellia sinensis, 1849 nucleotides long. RefSeq names its product histone deacetylase 19. Gene Ontology annotation, molecular function: histone deacetylase activity. Gene Ontology annotation, cellular component: nucleus. NCBI's taxonomy places the organism in Eukaryota, Viridiplantae, Streptophyta, Magnoliopsida, Ericales, Theaceae. The record is from RefSeq and is a predicted model, not a curated record. Gene Ontology annotation, biological process: epigenetic regulation of gene expression.